AUGGCGUCGACAAAACCACCGACCCGAUAUGAGGAUCCUGAGUACCAGGAGACUCACACUGCACUUUUCAGCAACUCGAUCACCCAGCCUCUCAAACCUACCCUCCCGCCAGGGGUUGGGCAGCCUGAGUUCCAGCAAGCCGUCGAUGAGUUUGUCGGCGCGCUGGGCUCGGAUGGAGUUUUGAUUGGCGAUGCGUUAGUAGACUAUGUUGACCCUUAUGAGCUUUAUGAUGAAGACACAGCAGAGAGAAAGGUCCCCAGUGCUGCUCUCUUGCCACGAUCGGUGGAAGAGAUCCAAAAGGCUCUCCGAAUUGCCAAUAAGUUUGGCAUUCCUGUAUGGACUUUCUCGAGGGGAAAGAAUCUUGGGUACGGUGGGCCGGCACCUCGUGUCGCUGGGUCUAUUGCACUGGAUCUGCACCGUAUGAAUCGCAUUAUUGAGGUGAAUGCAAAGUUUUCCUAUGCGGUCGUCGAACCAGGGGUGACAUUCACCGAUCUGUACAAAUAUUGUUCUGAGAGAAAUCUGUCCGUUUGGCCAAGUGUGCCCUCCCUAGGAUGGGGAAGUGUCGUGGGAAACACACUUGAUCGUGGAACAGGUUUCACGCCGACAGCCACACAUCAUCAGAAUAUCAGUGGCGUGGAGGUCGUCCUUGCGAAUGGCGACCUUGUCCGAACGGGUCAAUUCGGCAUCAGCGGAUCAAAGUCAGCACACAUAUCGAAAUUCUCCUUCGGACCCUCUAUCGAAGGCCUGUUUCUUCAGAGCAACCUGGGAAUUGUCACGAAGAUGGGCAUUUGGCUAUACCCACAGCCACCUGCAUAUGCCUCCUGCACCCUUGAUGUGCCGAAUCUCGAGGAUAUUGAGCAUGUCGUGGAUUUGUUCAAUGAGCUGCGACAAAGCGGUGUUAUCCCGAACACAAUAUACAUAUCAAAUAUCAUGGAAUGGAUUGCCAUGAAGGGACAGCGGGAGGAGUUUUGGACUGGGGCUGGCCCUAUCCCGCCCUGGCGAGUCAAGGAGCUGCAGAAACAACUCAACCUUGGAUACUGGACUGCUAAGUUUGGGGUUUACGGACCAACAGCAAUCGUCGAGGCACAGAAAGCCGAGAUACAGCGACUGAUACGAGAAAGGGUUCCCAUGGGGCGGUUUCAGGCCCGUGUUUUCAGCGGCAGCCCCGGCCAGCGUCUCAAGGCUGAAGACGUCCCAUUAGAAGAAGGCGGGUUAUUUGUCGGCAUACCGUCUCUAUGGAGUUUACCGAUGGUCAAAUACCGUCUUCCUUUGAAGGGAGGGGGAAUUGGGGGCCAUAUUGAUUUCUCCCCGAUCAUCCCCAGCUCCGGCAAGGACGUCGUGGAGUGGGCCAAACUUUCCAGGACGGUGUGCGAGGAGAAUGGGUUUGACCUGUUCUGUGACUUUUUCAUGCACGAGCGGCAUGUCAUCUUCGUCAACUUCAUGACCUUUGACAAGACGAACCUUGGCCACCGCGAGGCUAUUCGGAAGAUUUUCCAGGGCCUCUUCGGAGAGGGUAAGGCGCGUGGGUAUAGUGCGUACAGAUCUCACAUCAAUUUCAUGGAUGCUGUUUCUGACUUCUAUGAUUUCAACAAUUAUGCCUACCGACGCUUUGUCGAGAAACUCAAGGAUUCACUUGAUCCACAAAGCAUUCUUUCCCCGGGGAAGCAAGGAAUCUGGGGACAAAAAUUCCGCAGCAGCCAGCUCAAACCUCAGUCCCGCCUCUAG
Messenger RNA from Aspergillus puulaauensis, 1725 nucleotides. Its product is annotated as FAD-binding oxidoreductase. NCBI's taxonomy places the organism in Eukaryota, Fungi, Ascomycota, Eurotiomycetes, Eurotiales, Aspergillaceae. The coding region runs from base 1 to 1725 and encodes 574 amino acids. Gene Ontology annotation, biological process: lactate catabolic process. The transcript is spliced from 6 exons. The record is from RefSeq and is a predicted model, not a curated record. Gene Ontology annotation, molecular function: D-lactate dehydrogenase (NAD+) activity; D-lactate dehydrogenase (cytochrome) activity; FAD binding. Gene Ontology annotation, cellular component: mitochondrion.